This is a messenger RNA of Phyllostomus discolor (pale spear-nosed bat), 1942 nucleotides long. RefSeq names its product WASH complex subunit 1 (gene WASHC1). Gene Ontology annotation, molecular function: alpha-tubulin binding; gamma-tubulin binding. Bases 213 to 1403 code for a protein of 396 amino acids. Gene Ontology annotation, biological process: endocytic recycling; retrograde transport, endosome to Golgi; exocytosis. The record is from RefSeq and is a predicted model, not a curated record. Gene Ontology annotation, cellular component: early endosome; WASH complex; recycling endosome. The transcript has 11 exons. Lineage: Eukaryota; Metazoa; Chordata; Mammalia; Chiroptera; Phyllostomidae.
GUCCACAUCUGUUGGUCCCGGGCUUUUCUCCCCGAGUGCCUGAGCUCUCCCCCAGCUCCGACCCUUCCCUGCAGGGAGGUCUAGGCCGGGGCGCGGGAGGGUCCAGCUAGACCACAGAGAUCGGAGCUGCAGGCCGCAGCCCUCAUUUCCUCUCUCGGCCCCUCCCCGAAACCCUCACGUGCCUUUCCGGUGUCGGGCUUGGCACUGGCACCAUGACUCCUGUGAGGACCCAGCACUUGUUGGCAGGUCAGACCUACACAGUGCCCCUCAUCCAGCCAGACCUUCGGCGAGAGGAGGCCAUCCAGCAGAUAGCAGAUGCCCUGCAGUACCUACAGAAGGUCUCCGGAGACAUCUUUAGCAGGAUCUCCCAGCGAGUAGAGCUGAGCCGGAGCCAGCUGCAGACCAUUAGGGAGAGGGUCUCCUUGGCCCAGGCCAAGAUUGAGAAGAUCAAGGGCAGCAAGAAGGCCAUCAAGGUGUUCUCCAGUGCCAAGUACCCAGCUCCCGAGCACCUGCAGGAGUACAGUUCCAUCUUCAUGGGUGCCCAGGACUUUGGCCUGCAGAGACGCCCCCGCCACAGAAUCCAGAGCAAGCACCGCCCCCUGGAUGAGCGGGCCCUGCAGGAGAAGCUGAAAUACUUCCCUGUGUGUGUGAACACCAAGGUGGAACCUGAGGAUGAGGCCGAGGAAGGGCUUGGGGGUCUUCCCAGCAACAUCAACUCUGUCAGCUCCUUGCUGCUCUUCAAUACCACCGAGAACCUGUACAAAAAGUAUGUCUUCCUGGACCCCCUGGCUGGUGCUAUAACAAAGACCCAUGUGAUGCUGGGUGCAGAGACAGAGGAGAAGCUAUUCGAUGCCCCUUUGUCCAUCAGCAAAAGAGAGCAGCUGGAGCAACAGUUACCGGAGAACUACUUUUGCGUGCCUGACCUGGGCCAAGUGCGUGAGAAUGAGGGGCCCUGCCAGCUUCCUGACCUGCCAGGCAUCGCUGAUGUCCUCAGGUGCAGAGCAGCUCUGGGCCCUGGCAUUGCCCCCUCUGCCCCAGGCACCAUUCCAGAGCUGCCUGCCUCCCCACAGAGGUGGCUGAGCCUUUCAGACCUAGAAGAUGGGGUGCUAACAGCACCCCCACCACCACCACCGCCGCCGCCACCUCCCCCGGCUCCAGCAGUGCUGGUCAGUGCUCCCUCACCCCCACCACAGACCUUGGCCUCUCCAGGUCACGAUGCCCAGGAGGUUGACAGCAGCUCUUCUCCUCCAGUCCAGGGAGCUCCCAAGGAAGUGGCGGACCUCUCCAGUGGCCAGGCCCCUCUGUUGCAGUCCAUCCACCAGGCUGGGGGCACCUGCAAGGCCAAGCUCUGCAGCGUCAGGGAGGGCAAGGCGGAUAAGAAGAAAGAGAAGGAGCAGGAGUAAGUGAGGGCCACAGGCCACGGUGGGGCCUGACGUCACAUCUCUCCAACAAGCUGGUCCUGAGGCGCAGAGGCGUCUCUGGGAAAGGACCUGGGACCUGGGCCAGUGAAGGGCAAGGAGGAGACUUCACUCGAAUGUCAGACUCCAUGCCACCUCUGCCUCCCCCACAGUAGCCACCUGGAGAGGGAGAUGAAGGUGACUGGGAAUCCUAGGGGCUCAGUGGCCCCUUCUCCCCAAACCCAGGCUGAGCCUCUUGCCCUCACACGGGAGCAGCUGGGAUGGGCUCCUUGGCCUGCAGGUGCCUCAGCCCCUGCUGCCCUUGGCGGGAUGGGGAUCUUGGAGGGCCACCAGGGCUGUGGCUGGGUCCUCUUCAAGAAGCAGGGAGGCUGGCUCCUGAGGGGUCAGGGAGGGGGCCCUGGUUCCAUGCCUGUGCUCUACCCACCUCCUUCUUCACUGGUGUGCUCUGCUCCUCCCUGACACUUUCACAUACAGCAGUGCACAAAUCAAGAAAGAAACAGAAAGCAGAAAGGCAUCAACUGACA